Porites evermanni is the source of this 7549-nucleotide messenger RNA. The record is from the annotation of a GenBank genome assembly. NCBI's taxonomy places the organism in Eukaryota, Metazoa, Cnidaria, Anthozoa, Scleractinia, Poritidae.
CACGAAAAAUCUCUCAAAAAGACCUAACAAAUGAUUCGCACAACCUUCAAGAAGUUCUCCAGCAAGGUACUGAAGAAAAGAACAGACAAAUAUUGAAACUCUCUUUCUUGCUUACUUCUUUUUCAAGUUAAUGACAUGAUCAGCACAAUCCUGAACCUAUUUAAGAUCAAAACGAUUUUUGAAAUUAUUGUGACUUCUGAUCUCAUUUUAUAGCCUGUUAGUCAGCUGGCCAGGAAAGUCAAAAUUGUUGAAGUGGGACCCAGAGAUGGACUUCAGAAUGAAAAGGUACCGUACUCGAUCGACAGACAUCUUGUUCCUGAUCUCCUCCACCCACUACAAAUAAACCCCCCACUGAAGGCCAGGGGUGAGAGGUGAAGAGAGAAUAAUUAUGUCUUCUCUCGUUGUUCUAGCCUUUCUAGUUUCUGUUAAUGAAAAAAAUGACAUCUUCCUCCCUUACUUGGCUCCAUCUAUAAAGAUGAUUCUUCUAUCCCUUACCAUCUCACCAUUAGCACCCUAUUCCUUGUCAUAAACUCACAAGUUUCUUUCCUUAUAAUACAAAGUGGUCUUUAAACAGCCUACCUAAUUUUUCUUGUCUCCCUUACAAAUGUACCCUCAGGUAGAUGAGGUGCCUGUAAACUUUUUUCCACCUCUCUAGCAUGGCUUCUUACCUUUUCCUCCAAGGUUGCCACUUUAGUGAGGUUCAACUGCACAUAUUCUAUUCUGCUCAAUAAGAUCAACAACACAUCUUCAAUCUGAUACCCAGUACAUGCAUGUGCAGCAGCAACUCCCUUCUAAUAUUGCUUUAGAUAUGUAAUGUACAAAUUAACUUACUCCUUGUUAAAAAGCCUUACACUAGAUGUAGACAGACACAACACAAGCUGAAGGCAGAUGUCACCUUCCUAUUUAGACAUAUUACACAGGAAAAAAUAACGGAUUCCCAUUUUUGGAUAUUUCAGGGUAUUUAAAGAAUACCCACAAAAAAUCCCAAAUUUGGAAGAGUGAGACAAGCCCCAAUCAGGGAACUUGGUUGGGAAUUCUCUGGUUGGGACUUGUCUCACUUUGCCAAAUUUGGGAUUUUUAUGGGUAUUCUUCAAAUACCCUAAAAUAUCCAGAAAUGGGAAUCCGUUAUUUUUUCCUGUGUUACACGUUGAGGGGAUCAAUUUAAGAUGGAGUUAGCUUGUGUCAGGCUCUCAGAUAGUAUAGUAGGGAUGUAAAUACUAGCAAGCAAAGCAAAAAUAAGACUCACCUGCCCUGUCUUUCCCCAGCCCCAGUGCAUUUUUGGCAUCAAUUUUUACUGAAAGACUGCGCUACCAUCAAGUUGAGCCUGGAGCACUACUAAUAUGGAGUACUCUACCAUAUCAUUGUAUCUUUACAGGCUAUUGUUCCAACACAAACAAAGAUCAAGUUGAUUGACAUGCUGUCAAAAACUGGUCUCUCGUCAAUUGAAGCAACCAGUUUUGUAUCACCCAAAUGGGUUCCCCAGGUAUUCCACAUAGUUUAGACUUUUUCAUAACUAGCAACAGAACUGCUUCCUAUUUUCUUCACCCAUUCAUCCCUGAACCACCCUUAAUCACCUGUGUGACCAUGACCCGUCUUCGACUUGUGACAUCAUCAGUUUAAAUGGUAAAGGACAAAUUUGUCAGCUAACUUGUGCAUGGUGAAGAGAUAUUUCAAACCAUACAAGAAUGAGCACUGUUCAGUCAAGGAUCAGCCAAAGAAAAUGGCAAAAAACGAUGUAACAUGGACUCAGAAGUGUCCAUGAAAAUUUUGUUCCACUACCCACCUUCCUCUCCUUUCAUCUAAUCCUAGGGCAUGUGUUUUUCUAAGAAGAAAAACUGAAAUACAAUUUAUGUGAUAUUACAGCAUGUACAUCAGAAAAAGUUGGUACAUGUCUGUUGAAAAAUAUUAGCAAUAUGAGAAUGUAUGUAUAUUUAUCAAAUUCAUUCAAAAAAAUAUCAAAUUUAUUUUUCAAAUUCAAGAUGCUUUAAUCUAAUAGAUGGCUGACCAUAAACAAGUCAUGACAGGAAUAAACAGGAUUCCAGGCAUUUCAUACCCAGCUCUUACACCAAACCUCAAAGGUUUUGAAGCAGCAGUAUGUUACAUUUUGUUUUUAUUCUUAAACCUUUUGACUUUAUUGUACCAUUUAGUGAAUGUUAUUAAUAGCUUUGUAACUCAUGUGGAAGGUUGCGGUGGUAUUAAGCUUGUCGCAUGAAAUGUUGGCUGGUGUUUUGUUCAAUAUGCACAUUUGUCCUGGUUUUUUGUAUUUAUGGGAACUGAUCAGGACUUUGAAGCAAAAGACCUGGCCAUGUUUAUUCAAAAGCUGAGGAGAAGGGCGUAUGGGACACAAGCUAGGAAGGAGUUUGAUCAGACUAGUUUUGCAUUGAAGGGUUACUGGAGGUGAAAGUUGACAGUUAGGAAGCAGAUGAAAAAUGCAAAUCACUCAAUUUUUUCAUUCAGUUAUGCAAUAAAAUACUUUAAUUUUUUUUUAAAAAAAAAUUGAAACCUGUUGUUCCUCAGUGGAUCAUUCAACCUAAUAUUCCUUCAUUUGUUCAGUUUCAUUCUUUUGAUAUAUAUUGAAUGUGUCAUCAUUAUUGAUUAUCAUCUCUAACAACUUUCUUUGUUCUUUGUUAGAUGGAGAGUGGAGUCAAAGAAGUGGCCAUAUUUGGAGCAGCAUCAGAGUCAUUCAGUAGGUGAGUUAUUUAAAAGAAUAUUACUAAAAAUGUAUACUAAAAAGGUACAACUGUACUCUUUUAAAGCAGACUCAGUACUUCCCAGUAAUGCCUGAAACCAAUUUGAUGAAGUCGAUGAAAAUUUCUAAUAACAGUAUAGCAUCAAGGAAAGUUUGUAAGAUAAAAAUGAUAUUAUUUCUCAGCAUCUCCUGUGGUCAUUAUUAAUUUCCUCAAAUUUUAAUUAUAUUUAUUUUUACUAUCCAAAAUAAUGCAAUAAAUGAUUCUAAUAUGUGUAGACUGAGAAAAAGUCAGUUUUAUAUGUGGGGGUGUACAUAUUACAAAUCUUACUGCCAGCCUGUCUGAGUGAGGGGGUGUCAAAUACAAAGAGGGAAUGUGUCUACUUCUCUAAAAAGUGCAUUAUUCAUACAAUGAUUUUAGUAGAUUCCUGUAAGGAACAAUAGUUCAAAGUUACUCAGGGGUAAUUCUGUGGGCUAACCAUCUAGUUCUUUGAUAUGUCAUCCUUGCAUUUUUCUUCUUCUUUUUUUUUGCAGCAAAAGAACUGGAAAAGUUUUGUUUGAUUUCCACCAAUCUAACUGAAAUGCUUUUAAGGUGGCAUUACUGGGCAUAAGUACUAGUUUAAUAUAUCUGCUCAGUAGAACACUAUAUUUUUGAAAGUUCUUAUGUCAGAAUGUUUUAUGCAUUGUGAAUCUUUGGUUUUUGCUUGAAGGAAGAACAUUAAUUGCUCAAUAUCAGAAAGUCUUCAGAGGUUUGAAGCUGUGUGUGAAGCUGCAAAGAAGAACAACAUCCUUGUGAGAGGGUAAGGGUUUGUACAUGUAAACCUCAAUUUUAUAAUACAAUAUCCAAACGUAAUUGUUUGUAAUAAUUCUAUGAAAUAUUUUUUACUUGCAACAUGCAACUUUUUUUUGUUUGGACAACUUGUUUCUUUUAAGCUUGGACAUCUUGACAAAAAGACAUAAUUCUAACCUUUUUUGCCUGUUCAAUACUUAAAUUAAAUUUGAAGAAAGACAUGAACAUGUUGGAAAAAAUAUAGAGGCAUAGUAGAGAACAAAAAUUCUCUAAAAUUUGCAAGUGACAUUAUCUUGGGUCUCUCAUGUUAUCUUCAGGUAUGUUUCCUGUAUAGUGGGGUGUCCUUAUGAAGGCUUUGUACCUCCAAAAGCUGUUUCACUGGUAAGAUUUACUGUAUCCUGCAAGCACACUCUUCAUUUAGUGGAGUCGUGAGAAUUCACGCAAUAGCAGAACACGAAAGGAGAGGCGAGCUCGCAGAAACCGGUCGUUUCGCCUACAAGUCGAUUCGCCUACAAUUAAACUUGUUUUAGUUUCAUACUUAUCUAACUUCAAGGGCAACUGUGUUGGCUAAUCAACCUCAGAUGUGUGGACGAAACGACUUAGAUCAUGUGGGCGAAUCGAUCUGCGUGUAGGUGAAACGACCGACAUUGAGCUCGCAGGCUAGAUUUACACGGUCGGUUUAGGUUACUGAAAGCAUCUUUACGCAGUUUAAGGGGGUCUUUACCCACAUCUGACUGAUACAGAAGCGGCCAGGAUGAGGGUGGGAAUUCCAUUCUAUCCAUUCCACCAACUUCCCUUUUAAAUCUGAAAUUUCUUCAUACUACCCCCGGGGGGGGGGGGGUACUCCCGCGCAUUUUGGAUAGGGGUGUGCCGCGAAGGUUCGUGAACCCUAACCCUAUUUAAGGACUAACAAAGCGAAAACUGAUACCCUUUUUAAGGCCCAAAGCCGAAAAAUGACACCCUAUUCAAGGAAAAAACAAACUUAUUAGUAGCAUGAAAAGGAAAACUUUAUUUCUUCUCUGUAACAUUGGAUGUAUAGCAUCAAGCAUAAAAUACUAGAAUAAGCCUAGUUUAAAAAACAUGUUCGUUUUGGCGGGCGUUUUCACACUCCAAUAUAGAUAAUACAAUUAAGCUACCCUAUCUAAGGACCACACCAGGGACACAGAAACAAAACGGGGUCAAAAAAGAUACCCUAUUUAAGGACCGUGAACCUCAAAAACCAUACCCUAUUCCGCGGCACGUACCUAGAUAGCCCAUAUAUGGGAUUACCCCCCCCCCCCCGGGACACUACUUACCCCGGUAAUCACUUUGGUUAAUCUACCUAUUUUGUAACUGUAGUUAACGAUGUCAGUCAAACUUCUCGCUAUUAAAAAAAUUCCUCCUACUUACCAGCAUAGCAAUACAUUUUAUUCUGAUUUGCCUCCAACAGGUUACAAAGAAUUUGUUCGAAAUGGGGUGUUAUGAAGUGUCCUUGGGUGAUACUAUUGGUGUAGGGACGCCAGGUAAAGUUGAAACACCAAACUUCAGCUGUACAUACGGAAACCGGUCGUUUCGUCUACACAUAGAUUCGCCUACACCGAGGUCGAUUCGCCUACAUAAUCUAUCAAGACUUAGUUGUUUCAGCGGUAUCAGGUCGUUUCUCUCGAAGGUCAGCUCGCCCGAUAGCAGUUCGCCCAGACUAAGUCGAUUCGCCCAGGGCGUAUUUGUCGUUCUUUAAGCCUGAAAAAAGGGAAUAUGCAUGGAAAGACAGUGACUGCACAUGUGGAAUCCAAGGGUAACUAAAAUAACACCUCUAAAGGUAUUUUCACCUUUUUGUAGAGUGUUAGUAUGUCAUCGGGCGAAUCGACCAAUAUCCUGGCGAACGCCUUCGGGCGAAUGGACUUUCGGGCGAAACGACCGCAUUUCGUUUCAGCGACACUAAGUUUACACAAGUAAAAGUAUAAUAUAUAAAUAAAAGUAAAGCUUACCGAUGACUCUGGCAUGUUUAAGCUUAAGAUUAUUUUUAACAUUAACGUAUCGACGACCGCGCGACUUCUCCAGACGGAUCUCUAUGCAUUUCCUUGAAAAUAUAAGUUGAGAGAAUUCGUUAAAAGAUGAAAUCAUUAACCCCGUAGUGAUCAUUGUAGUAAUUGUUAUAACUUUUCUCUGAUUAUGUAUCGAUAUUGUUAGGAGAAAAUUGAUGUUUAUCACAGAUUUGAACUUAGAAUGUUAAGACUAAAAGUGUAUUCAUAAAUAUGCAGCCUUGAAUGUGUUCAUCAUUAAAAAAAGGUUUCUUUUUAUAUAGGCUCAACACAGGCCAUGCUGGAAGACGUUCUGAAGAAAGUACCAGUGGAAAACUUGGCUAUCCACUGUCAUGACACAUACGGGCAAGCUUUAGCAAAUAUCCUCAUUGCACUGCAAGUAAGUAAACACUUACCUUAGUGCCAGUUUUUAUAAAGAGAUUCACCAUCAUUUCCUGUGAGACCUGUUUGUGCCCGCAACUAGAAUUUCUUGCAACGUAUGUUUUCUCCCCAAUCGCGAAAGAUUUCGCUAAAAAUGUUAUUCUUUCCCCGAGAAAAUAUAUAAGGUGUAAGGGGUGAUACUGUCGCACCAAUACACAGUGGACUUUCAACGAUCUCACUAGCGAUUGCAUUACUCGUUUUAUCGGGCAGGGCUUUGGCAUUUCUUUUUUUUUUUAUCUCAGGUAAUAGAUGUUGUUAAUAGACCCCAUCAAAAAGGUAUUAUAUUUUUUAAAUUUUACCUUUGCGUAGUGCCCCCGUACGGUUUUGCUAAGAAGCAAAACCCGAGGAGACUUCUUCGAUGUGUACAGCGGCUUAGCUUAGAUCAAAUGAUGAGUGUUGUCACAUGAGAGGCUGGACGAUUCGCUCUUCUUACCCUAGUAAUGAACGCACAUCAGGGUCUUACAUUUCUUAGUUAAUUCAGUCGUAACUGUAUUUUAAUAGCAGAACAUGUUGCGACAGGUUUUACCUGAGGGAAAAUGUUAUUAAUGAUUUUUGAGGUCGGUACGUAUUCGUUUUAUAUCGGUGUGUUUUUUUUCUUGUUUUUCCACCACAAUGAAGAUGGGUGUGCGGACAGUAGAUGCUUCAGUCAGCGGUCUUGGUGGCUGUCCAUAUGCGCGGGGCGCAUCAGGAAAUGUUUCUACUGAAGAUGUCGUGUACAUGAUCAAUGGAAUGGACCUUGAAACGGUACGUUUAUUGUGUUUUUAGACUACGAAUAGUCCCUCAUUGUCCCUCACGGGCGUUUCACUCGCUCUACUAUCCCUGAGGGAAAGUAAGGGACCACUCGUAGUCCAUUAUGUCUGUGAAAGAGCGUAGCGGCGCUGCGGCGAUCUUGAAAGUGGAGCGUCACAUAUCGGAUAGGUUUGUGCCAUACUUUAGUGCAGUGUAAACACCUAUUCGGCCCGUACCGGAAGUUAAUAAGUUAGAGCGAGGACUGGAACCCACUGAGACGGAAGUAGAUAUUCAGGAGUGUUGGCUGGAAUUAAGUGCACCCACGCUGUCAAUCAAACGGGCCGGCACGAUGGCCAAUCCGUGUGAACGACUUGUGCCUCCCCGAGCGGUUGCUGUUCAUAAUACCGAAUAGUUUUUCGCGGCGCCAUAAAAAGCGAUCUGGUAGAGUAUGAACUUUUGUUUCCUACCUGGGAAGAGUCAUUACUGAUUGUAAUCGUUUUGUUGUUUCUCAAAAAGGGAGUAGACUUGGAAAAACUCUUGGAUGCAGGCGACUUUAUCUGCCGAGCACUCAAUCGAAAAAGUGCGUCAAAAGUUGCUCAAGCAAGAAGCGGUGUCUCCGAAACGAAAAGCUGAUUAAUAGCGUCCAUUCUGUGGAGGGAAUAUUUAUCGGAACAAGUCGCCAAUGGAAAGACCUUAUACCUCUUUUUACCAGACAGGAAUGGAAUUCCUUUUAUGGUAAACAGUACGGUGGGAAGGGAAGUAGCACCUAAGGUAAAGGUGGAUGGCUCUGGGUGGACUGUGGUCGCAUCAGUACCCUGUGGUGGCCGUGAAGCUGUGGUAUAAGGGAGCUUAACCAAAGGCGUUUUUGACAGACACACGUCGACCGGAAGUGACGACUUUUCC